Molecule: messenger RNA, 2166 nt
Organism: Caenorhabditis sp. 36 PRJEB53466
Lineage: Eukaryota; Metazoa; Nematoda; Chromadorea; Rhabditida; Rhabditidae
Source: the annotation of a GenBank genome assembly
AUGGCUCGGAUCCAUCAAUUAGGUCAAGUCCGUAGACUCGCAUACUCAUUUCCUCGGAUUCAAUCUUCCGAAAAAACUGAAUCGCCGUGAAAAGACAAUUCGGAGCAGGGGAUUCCAACUGUAAAGGUCAUUCGCGUGAAACGACUCCGAUCGAAGAACCAUCCAGAUGUUGGUUAUUUUCUGAAUUACUUUUUCUAUCGAUUGGUAAGACGGCUUUCGAAGGUGAGGAAACUUCCAGAGUGUUCGGGAAUCCAGUCCGAUAUUGCAGAUGUCCAAAACGAGACGCUUGUUUCUUUCCAUGCAAGACGACGACGAUUUUUGGGGAAAUGGAGAUCGCUUCGAGGAGGAGAAAUCGAAGCAGCGAAAGUGUCGGUUGGCAGAUGACGACGAGGAAGAAAUGGAGGAGAAGUACUUCUUCAAACAGAGCAAACUUGCCCGUCAACGCAUGCAGGAGCAGACGGAGGAGGAGGCGGAAGGCGACGACGGAGAUGAGGAGCUGUAUAGAGAGACUGUGCCGGGGAACAACUGGAAUGUGUGCAUGGAGGUUCCGAACGAUGUGGUCGUCAAGAGUGACGCGAGAAAGCCCGAUCCUUUGAUAACUUCUGCUGGUGGGUGUGUGACAUCCUGGCCGGAUCUAGUCGACUCAUCUGCAGUCGUUAAUGAAAAUGCGAUCCCGAAGCAACCGUUCCAAGUUCCCGUCGACUCCAACGACUCGUUCUUCACCAAUUACCGUACUUUCUUCCGCGGACGUCCUGAGGUUCUUAAUUUGAUUCGCAAUCUUUAUGAGAAUGGAAAUGACGACUUCCAAAACAAUUUUAUUGAGUUGUACGAGAAAACUCGCAAAAGGUGAGUGCCCAGAAUGUUCUAAAACUCAAAUCAUCAUAAAAAUUCAGAUUGGAGAUGUUCCCAAACCCUCAAAUAAACCAAAUUCUUCGCCGCACGACGACCGCCAACACGAACACUUCGGAGCAGCGCGCCCGUUCCCGGCAGGCCGUCGUCGUGUCCAACUUCCGCGAGCCAGACCGCCGCCUCGGCCGCUACUCGAAGUACUAUUAUCAUCACAAUGUCGGCCCGGAAGUGUACAGCCGGAAAGUCUUUGUUGGAGGUCUUCCUGCUUGUGUGACUGAAGGUUUGCGUUCUCGCUGAUCUUUCAGACAUGACUCGCUCAUUUCAGUUGAGAUUCUCGGGUUUUUCUCGCAAUACGGUCGUCUCCAAGUGGAUUGGCCCUCGAAACACUACGGCUCCAAGUCCGAUUCGGAUCCUUCCCUCUGCAAUGAGGUCAUCUCGACUCCUCCUCCUUCCACUCAACCGAUGUCUCAUCUUGCCUUGGCUUCUCCUCCUUUCGGACAAAUCAACCCGUUCAUGACGGACUUGUCGGCUCAAUCGGAUACUCCGAUGGGCGGAUUCAGUCGCCACAACAAUGGCGGAGGAUUUCAGAACUACUCUGGGUUCGGAAGCGGAUUCGGAACGACGAGAAGCGAGGGAAGUACUGGAGAGAAGAGACAGCAACAUCUUGGAUACGUCUUCCUUCUAUUCGAGAAGGAGCGCAGUGUUCGCGACCUGGUUGCUGAUUGUUAUGAGGAAGAAGAGGGGCUCUUCAUCACUUUGGAGAGUUCUCUCGAGCCCAUCCGUGUCCAGAUCCGCCCGUGGCUGCUCGCCGAUGCCGAGUUCCUGAUGGAUUUCAACGUUCCGAUCAACACGAAGCUUGUCGCUUUCAUUGGAGGCGUGCCGAGACCUCUGAAGGCCGUCGAGUUGGCGCAUUUCUUCGAACAAACCUACGGGAACGUCGUGUGCGUUGGCAUCGACAUCGACAACAAGUUCAAGUAUCCACGUGGAUCGGGAAGAGUGGCCUUCUCCAACUACGACGCCUACGUUCAGGCAAUCACGGACCGGUACAUUGUACUGGAUCACGAGGACAUUCACAAGCGGGUAUGAAAAGAAUAAGGAAGGGAAAGAAGAAUGAGAGUUCAGUUGCAGGUGGAAAUCAAGCCCUACUUCUUCCACAAUCAGUCGUGCGAGGAGUGUUCCGGCCGUUACCACCGCCAGCACGCACCCUUUUUUUGUCCGUCCCUCGAGUGUUUCCAGUAUUAUUGCGAACCGUGCUGGCACAAAAUGCACUCCCAUCCUAGCCGUUUCCAUCACAUGCCGGUCGUCAAAGGAGUCUAA